UGGGAGUUCCCCAGCAUAAAGACGACACUGGCCCAUGACAGGGAGAUGGAAGAUAUCACGCUGGGCCCUGACAACAAGGUGGUCAUGGCAGGAUGGGACUUCCAGUGCCGUGUGUGGCAGCAGGACCAGCUGGUGAUGGGGCUGUGCUGGAACGAGAACCUGCCCGGCAUCCCUGACAAGUCUUACCGCUACCAGGCCUGCUGGUCUGGGGGAGUGGAGGACAAUGCUGGGCCACUGCCGCUCUACACUGUUGAGGUGUCCCACAAGCAGGAGCGCUGCCCCCCACCCUGCUACCUGACCAAGUGGGAUGGGAAGAGCUUCCUGCCACUGCUCACCCGGCCCUAUGGCACUGAGGUCAUCUGCCUCUGCAUAAGUGGCUCAGGUACCUUCCUGGGACCAGGCACAGUGACAGGCUCUGUUGCCAUCCACAUCACCUUCUCACCACAGAGGCUGUACUAUGCGAAGGAGGCCCAUUGCAUUGCGGUGACAGACGCGGGUUUUGUCCCUGAGAGCCAGCACGGAUGGGAGAUGCUGGCAGGGAACGAGGGUGCCCUGCUCAGCAUGGCUGUUGACAGCCGCUGCAAGCUGCACCUUCUGCCCAGCCCACUCCCUGUCUGGCUGCUGCUGCUGCUGCUGUGUGCCACGCUCAUCGUAGCUGCCAUCCUACUGCUGCAACUCGCCUUCCUGGGCUUCCUGUAGACCCCCAGCCCGGGAUGGGACCCUGGGGAUGGGCAGACUCUGCCGGGCUGGGCCCACCCCCUGCAGGCUGUGAAGAGGAUG
Molecule: messenger RNA, 780 nt
Organism: Pezoporus occidentalis (night parrot)
Lineage: Eukaryota; Metazoa; Chordata; Aves; Psittaciformes; Psittacidae
Product: prolactin regulatory element-binding protein-like
Biological process (GO): protein secretion
Cellular component (GO): endoplasmic reticulum membrane
Molecular function (GO): GTPase activator activity; guanyl-nucleotide exchange factor activity; protein binding
Source: RefSeq, a predicted model, not a curated record